Molecule: messenger RNA, 721 nt
Organism: Pseudocercospora fijiensis CIRAD86
Lineage: Eukaryota; Fungi; Ascomycota; Dothideomycetes; Mycosphaerellales; Mycosphaerellaceae
Exons: 1
Coding region: 296-640 (114 amino acids)
Source: RefSeq, a predicted model, not a curated record
GAGAUAUGAAAUGCCUUCGAUUUUUCUCACUAUUGCAGUACAGUCACCACUGUGCCAAGUUCUUUGAGGGGACUUCAGUCGAGCCAAAGCCGUCAUGUGGAGACGCAAGGCUGAAAGAAAAGCAUCUUGAACCUAUCAUUACCUCUUGGCGUGUGACCGUUUCCUGUAGCUCAAGCUGCACGCCAGAGCAGAAAAGAUGGUCCUUGUCCCACACACCAGCUGAAGGCUCAGCCCAGCCCAGCCCAGCCCAUACCACAACAAUGUCUUCCGCCCUCGAAAUCCUGCUUCCUCCCGAAUGGCAGUCAUGGCUAGAAAACGAGUGCCGGUCGCCAUUCUCGCCAUCUUGAAAACAGUCACUGCAAUCCAUUGCUUUCUUUCCGAUGGCACCGCCGAUGUGGACCAGCAACCAUGUCCUGGCGUUGACGAAAACUCGCCAGGUUCGUGUUGCUACAGCACAUCGUGGCCGAAUGUGGAUACGUGUAUGACGAACGGACUUUGUCUGAGCAGUGUUGGAGGCUACUUUUACACGGGAGCCUGUACGGACAAAAACUGGUCGAGCGAGUAUUGCGGUCUGCAGAAGAUAUGUAGUGACUGUAAGUACGGAAUUGGAAGUUCUGACGGUCGCGACUCGCCCUGCUGACAAGGGCAAUAGAUUAUGGCGGGAAUUAUGCAGUCGUGACCGCGUGCUAUAUCCCUCACAAGACGCGUGGAUCGAUGUGCU